GUUAGCGACGUCGGCGUCUCACUUUGGCCCCAGUAGGUACAGUGCGCUAACAUGUGGCGGUGGGCGGCGCUGUGGCAGGCCUCCACGCUUCUGCUUGUGGGAGCCACGAUCAAUAUUGGAUUCUUCACACGAUCCAGACAUUUUUUACCACCACCACAGGUCAAUUGCUUGGAAUUACCAAAUUAUAGUGCUGACACUUUAGCCCGGACGUUUAAUACAGGACGGCGUCUGCCACGUCAGGUUGGCCCUAUGUUUGUCCCGCCCACUACGGCUACAUUUCUUAGCAGACCACUGAUACACAUCAACGAAAUAUCGCCUAGGAUCGAUCAACUCCUGCCCGAAGCUGACGACAUAGUGAAGGAGCACGCGAAACUCGUGCAAGAUAUAAACAGCUUGAAACAACUCGUGUUUGUGUCCCCUUUCGCGGACGAGAACCGAGACUACGAAGAUUCAAUUUUCCAUGAAAUUAUAGAGACUACAACACUGUUGCCGAGGACGAAGGCGACUACUACAACAAAACCGCCCCCAAAGACGACAAAGGCGAGCUCAAUCCCCAUCGUUCUCCUCGGAGGCGCCAGCAAUCAGCGGCAAGUGGUUAAAAGUCAACCGAUCAAAUUUCCUAAGACAUCUAUUAGUUUGGUUGGAACUUCCGUAUCGCCAUUAUUAAAACACCCCUAUCCUUUCGUGAUGCAAGAGACAUCACGGAAACCUCUCAAAGUGUGCAUGUCCACCAUGCCUACCAUGUACGCCACCACCCGACCACCCACUUUGUGGGAGCGGUUACUACGCUCCAUCAUCCCCAGAUAGUUAUUAAAAAUUAAUUUAAGAUUUGUUACCGUAAGAUAUGCAUGUAAAAAUGUAUUUUGCCCGUAGCUAGCCGCCGGUCAUCGCUAUUUGUUAUCGUUUCAUUACGAUGACCGGAAUAAUUGUGAUUCAGUAAUUAAUAAAUGAACAGAAUAGAUUCCAUCGUUGUUUUGUCGCGUUAGGAUAUAGGAAGUGCUGGUUUCCUCCGUUACUUAAUCAGCACGGAUCGACUGCGCCGGCGCGGCGGUUACCGCACCGCUACCGUGUGCGCCACACAUUGUUGUCGCCGAUCGCGUGUGCCACUUCUAAUUACAGAUGCCGAUUAUGUAUUGUCUAUUAUUUACACUUUUACACGUCGGAAUGGAAAAGUUGAACGUCUUAUAUGUUAUGACGAAACUGACUUUUCAAUGGUUGGUAUCGAUUUUCACAGCGGCCUUCUGGAGCCAAUUUUAACAACUAUUGCGUUCCUUCACGAUUACGAUCAAUGAAAGGAACGUACCGUUGAACAAUUAAACUGACUCACGGUCUAUUAACUUGUAAGUUUUAUAAUUAGUCAUAAUAAUAUGGCGCAUUUUUCAGCUAAGUUACCUAUUUUAACGUGGUAAUGAAAUCAUUCACUGGGAAUGAAUUAAUCUGAUAAAGAAUAAUAAACAAACGCGAAGCGUUACUGACGCGCUGCGCGGUAGUGAAAGUCAUACUGUUGUUCCCGGCUGAGUUUUAUACGUAGUUCGUCCGGGGCCUUGCAUACCAUCGCGGUUAAUAUGAGUAUUAUGAGUUAAUAAGUAAGUAAGUAGCCAGAGUGUACUGAUCCGUUUCUAUAUGGUGCGCUACAUGCAGUCAUGCAUCUUGUAAAGUCUUAGAAGUAGUGACCAUUAUGUAACUAAGACACAUUUUGUUACUGCGAUUUUAUGCGUGACUUCAAAUUCAUAAAACUAGGUUAGGAUGAGGGAUGUGAAUUAACACAUAUUAUAUAACGUAGUUGAAGUUAUCCUGUUUACUUGCUUAAUUAACUUUCUGACAAUAAUCUGAAGUAGGUAGGUAGUGUGAAUAAUAAAAAAAAACAAAUACAGUUUAAGUAUUAUUUUUA
Cydia fagiglandana is the source of this 1891-nucleotide messenger RNA. RefSeq lists its product as uncharacterized. The transcript has 3 exons. NCBI's taxonomy places the organism in Eukaryota, Metazoa, Arthropoda, Insecta, Lepidoptera, Tortricidae. Bases 52 to 807 code for a protein of 251 amino acids. The record is from RefSeq and is a predicted model, not a curated record.